Anopheles merus is the source of this 887-nucleotide messenger RNA. RefSeq names its product bladder cancer-associated protein (gene bc10). The transcript is spliced from 2 exons. Bases 425 to 664 code for a protein of 79 amino acids. NCBI's taxonomy places the organism in Eukaryota, Metazoa, Arthropoda, Insecta, Diptera, Culicidae. The record is from RefSeq and is a predicted model, not a curated record.
AUGUUGCACAGGUGUCACAAUUUCUUCUAAAAAAAGAGAAAAGCACAAGAGAAAAAGUGUAAAUACGAACGUUUUCCUCCGAAAAAAAGAGUAUCACCAAGCUUGUUGCAAUCAAGAUUCAAUGCUAAAACUGUCCCCGGGUAGGCGUGGAAUCGGGCCACGUCGGAGAUAAGACGUGGAGAAGCAACAGCACAUUAUUCUGCGGGCGAUAAGAAAGCAGACCACAACAUCUAUACGCAUACAUUGGCUCAGGCCAGGAGGCAGAAGGGUGACGAAAGCAGACGACAGUGAAAGCAUCCGCCCGCCUUGGUGUCACUGGCAUCGAGCGACGAAAGGCAAGAAAACACCAACACCACCGCUGUCGUCGUGUGGCAAAACUGUCCCGGACGGGGUGUGAUCCGCCGACGGCGGGACGUCCGGCACCAUGUACUGCCUGCAGUGUCUCAUCCCGGUGCUGCUGAUUCCCAAGCCGACGAACCCGGCCCUGAUGCAGACGCAUGUGAUGUUUAUCGUGCUCUAUCUGAUCGGCUUCUUUCUCGAGCGCAAACCGUGCACCAUCUGCAGCCUGGUGUUUCUAAUGGCCGUGUUCCUGAUCUGCAACAGUGGCGUCGGCAACUGCCUGUUCUGGGGCAACUGCGAGGGCCACACGUGCGACAACGGCUAAUCGAACCGGACGCGGACAAGUCGAAGACGCGUGAGCUGAUGCGCUGAUUUAGACAAAUGCGUGUUAAUUGUGAGGGUGCACGAGGAGAUGAAAACGAAGCGAGACAGAAAUCUUAAAAGCGUUAAAAGCGCCAGCACCAUGUUUAGAUAAAAUAAUUCUGUUUUUUUUCGUUUUAGAAGUUGAGUUUGGAAUUGUUUAGUAAAAAUUUUGCCUUACGAUUGGA